This is a messenger RNA of Grammomys surdaster, 1146 nucleotides long. Its product is annotated as enoyl-CoA hydratase, mitochondrial-like. The coding region runs from base 1 to 1146 and encodes 381 amino acids. Gene Ontology annotation, biological process: fatty acid beta-oxidation. Lineage: Eukaryota; Metazoa; Chordata; Mammalia; Rodentia; Muridae. The transcript has 7 exons. The record is from RefSeq and is a predicted model, not a curated record. Gene Ontology annotation, molecular function: (3S)-3-hydroxyacyl-CoA dehydrogenase (NAD+) activity. Gene Ontology annotation, cellular component: peroxisome.
AUGUCUCUGCCGGAUGUCGUGCAGCCAAUUUCACUUCUGAGGGUGUUGGUGUUGUGUUACAAGCGCAAGCUACUUUACUUAUGUGAGCCUAACCCAACUGUGAAAAACACUAGUACCCACAACCUGAGGCUGUUGUGUUACUUGAGGGGUGUGACUCUGCCAGCUAAAAAUAGUUUACAUUUGGAAUUCUGGGGACUCUUGAGAGAGUAUAAAAGUGCCAGAGAGCCAGAGGCUGUGGAGGCUGCUGCCCCACUGCUGCUGGUGCUGGGUCCUGUUGCUUUGUGGAGGCUGCUGCUCCCCUGCUGCUGUGAGCAAAGAGAUGAGAAGAAGAGAUUGGAUAUCCUGAUGACAAAGCUUGGACUUGCCCCCAAGGAAUUUGAUGCCCUUUAUCAGCAGGAACACAGGAGGAUCACCCUCCUUGGAGCGCAGCCCGGGAGGAAGCAAGAGUUGCAAGAGGCAGGAGGAGGUAGCAGCGGCUCCCAUUGGCCCAGCGCGCGCCCCUCCUCUCAGGGCGGCCCAGAAAAGGUGCCCGGGGCUGCCCCAGACAUCGGAGGCGCAGGAUUCCUUGAGAAAAUGGCUGAAUAUCUGAGGCUGCCCCACUCCCUGGCGAUGAUUCGCCUCUGCAAUCCGCCAGUCAAUUCCAUCAGUCCAACUGUAAUCACGGAAGUAAGGAAUGGACUCCAGAAAGCUGGAUUGGACCACACGGUUAGAGGCAUUGUGAUCUGUGGAGCAAAUCACAACUUCUGUGCAGGUGCUGAUAUCCAUGGCUUUCAAUCUUCCCAGGGCCUUUCAUUGGGAAGCUUGGUAGAUGAAAUACAGAGAUACCAGAAGCCGGUGGUGGCCGCCAUCCAAGGUGUGGCUCUUGGAGGAGGACUAGAGCUGGCCUUGGGCUGUCACUAUCGGAUUGCCGACGCAAAGGCUCGUGUUGGCCUUCCAGAAGUCACGCUGGGGCUUCUUCCUGGUGCAAGAGGAACCCAGCUUCUCCCCAGGGUCGUUGGAGUUCCUGUUGCCCUUGACUUAAUUACCUCAGGAAGAUAUAUUUCCACAGAUGUGGCACUCAAGCUUGGAAUUCUGGAUGCAGUUGUGAAGUCAGAUGCCAUUGAAGAAGCCAUCAGAUUUGCUCAGAAGAUUAUAGGUAAACAAUAA